Messenger RNA from Aphis gossypii (cotton aphid), 1622 nucleotides. It is a transcript of the gene Fdh, whose product is annotated as alcohol dehydrogenase class-3. Gene Ontology annotation, biological process: formaldehyde catabolic process. The coding region runs from base 385 to 1533 and encodes 382 amino acids. The record is from RefSeq and is a predicted model, not a curated record. The transcript has 8 exons. NCBI's taxonomy places the organism in Eukaryota, Metazoa, Arthropoda, Insecta, Hemiptera, Aphididae. Gene Ontology annotation, cellular component: cytosol. Gene Ontology annotation, molecular function: zinc ion binding; S-(hydroxymethyl)glutathione dehydrogenase [NAD(P)+] activity.
UAUAUAAUAUGUAUGGAAGUUGCCUGAUGCUUCCAUAACAAUAUCUAUUUUAUAGUUUUAUUUUGUUAUAAAAGUAAUUCAAAAUAACAUUUGAAAAAUUAUUCUUUUGGUACCAUGCACUGAUAUACUAUAUAUUUUAUAAUAGGCCUGUUGAUUGUUCAUUUUGAUAAGAGUUAAAUAAUUGAUAUUUGAUGUCUGAAUGUCUGAUGCAAUCAGUAAUAGCAAUAACUGCCAAUAAGCUAGUAAAAUUCUAUUUUAUAUUAUUUUAAAUCUGUGGCCUUGUCACUGUUUUUGUAUGACAAUUUUUAUUUAGUUUUAUAAGUUUAUACAAUCCUACUUUUAGUGUUAAAGUACCCUUUCGACUCCAAACAUUAGUCAAACACUAUGGCAGAUACUGUGGGAAAGGUAAUUAAAUGUAAGGCAGCCGUUGCUUGGGAGGCAAAGAAACCUUUAACACUUGAAGAUAUUGAAGUAGCUCCACCAAAGGAAAAUGAAGUUAGAGUAAAAAUUCUUGCCACAGCUAUAUGUCAUACUGAUGCAUACACCAUGGAUGGUAAUGAUCCUGAAGGAAAUUUUCCUUGUAUUUUGGGUCACGAAGGAGCAGGAAUUGUUGAAAGUGUUGGCCCAAAUGUUAAAGAAUUCCAACCAGGAGAUCAUGUUAUUCCUUUAUACAUUCCACAGUGUGGAGAUUGUAAAUUUUGUUUGUCUCCAAAAACAAACGUUUGUAGUAAAAUUAGACUUACUCAAGGCCAAGGUAAAAUGCCCGAUAAUACUUCUCGUUUUACUUGCAAGGGAAAAUCCCUGUACCAUUUUAUGGGAUGUUCAACUUUUAGUGAAUAUACUGUGGUAGCAGAUAUUUCAUUAUGCAAGGUAGAUUCUGCUGCAUCUUUUGAUAAAAUUUGCCUUUUGGGAUGUGGUGUUUCAACUGGAUUUGGAGCAGCUCUUAACACUGCAAAGGUCGAACCAGAUUCAACAUGUGCAAUUUUUGGCUUAGGAGCUGUUGGUUUGGCAGUGAUUAUGGGUUGUAAAGCUGCUGGUGCAAAGAAAAUCAUUGGUGUAGAUAUAAAUGAGAGCAAAUUUGAAUUAGCUAAAUUAUUUGGUGCUACUGAUUUUGUAAAUCCAUUGAAGUAUGAAAAACCUAUACAAGAUGUUCUUAUUGAGAUGACUGAUGGUGGACUUGAUUAUACAUUUGAAUGUAUUGGAAAUGUCAAAACAAUGAGAGCUGCAUUAGAAGCUUGUCAUAAAGGUUGGGGUGUGUCUGUAAUUAUUGGAGUGGCUGCUGCUGGUCAAGAAAUUUCUACUAGACCUUUUCAACUUGUUACUGGACGUACAUGGAAAGGAACUGCAUUUGGAGGAUGGAAAAGUAAAGAAAGUAUUCCUGAAUUAGUUUUAAAAUACUUGGAUAAUAAUCUCAUGUUAGACGAGUUUAUAAGCCAUAAACUCCCAUUUGAAUCUAUUAAUGAAGGAUUUGAAUUACUCCACUCAGGAAAAAGUUGUAGUCAACACCAUCAACGUUUUUUAACUGUAAAAUGAAAAGAACACUUUGUGACGAAGAUAAUGACCAAGAACGCAAGGAUUCUUUAUUAGAUUUGCAUCACCAGUCUGAUGAAUGUGAAAACGAA